Paramecium sonneborni is the source of this 1251-nucleotide messenger RNA. The record is from the annotation of a GenBank genome assembly. NCBI's taxonomy places the organism in Eukaryota, Ciliophora, Oligohymenophorea, Peniculida, Parameciidae.
AGAUUAUAAUUCAACUCAAUAAAUAGAGGGUAUAUCAACAACACCAUAAAGUGAUUGAGAUUUAUAAUAAUCAAAUAGAACUAAAUAAUAAAAAAAACUUCCACAUAGUCCUGAAGGAUAUUCAUUAAAAUAUAAGACUUAAAAAGUUUAUUAAAUUAGGAAGAACCUUUAUGGAAAGUUUAUGAUUUUUUAUUACCAAAAUGAAGAGUAGCUAAAUUAGUAAAAAUAUAAGAUGUUGAUGCUAAAAUCUUUCCAUUUAAGAUAUAUUAUUUCAAUUACAGCUUAAUUAAAUUUAUCCUGUUGUAAAUUUAAUUGGAGCCAAAGAAACUAAUAAAGGUAAAUUCUACGCAGGAAUUGGAUGUGCUUGUUUUGGUACUGCAUUUAAUUAAUUUUAUUUAAUUUUAGGUUAUUUUAGCGAUAUAGGAAGGAUUUUUAAAUGAAUAAUGGUUGUUAUGGUUAAUCAUCAUAUUAUAGUAAUAAAGGGGUAUGUGAUUAUUUCUUUUUAAAAUUAUUAUAACCCUCUUGAAUCAUGAAAGUCAGAGUUAUUUUAAUAUAUUAAAAAAAGGUAUUAAUUAAAUAACCAAACACAAAAUCAUAUCACAUCAUAAAUCUAAAUUUGUUUAAAAUUCAAAUGUUAGAGUAAGAAAAUAAAUAAGAGAAAGAAAUUUAUAAUAAAAUUUGUUUCGUUUAAUUAAUACAGAGAGCUCUAUAAUAAAUCAAAAGUAGUCAAUGAAUAACUUUGGGAAAAAUUAAGAAAAGUGUGCUACUCUUGCUUAAUUUAAAGAAGAUUACACUAUAAUAGAGGUUUAUUGGGAAAAGUAACUUUGCAAAAGUGUCUUAGACUAUAAAUAAAUUAACAAAGAAAUUUUGUGCAAUAAAAAGUAUUCAAAACUAAAAAUUCAGAAACGGACUUAAUUGCUUUAGUUAAAGUAAUGACUAUAAUGAGAAAGAUAAAUUACAAAAAUCUUAUUUAAAUACAUGAAGUUUAUGAAGGAAAAUACUUCAGGAUUCAGACAUAAUAGUCAAAUUAACUUUUGAAAAGGUUGAAGACUAUAAAUUUAAUGAGUUGGUUUUUGAUUUAAAGUAAAGAUACAAUGAAGUCGUAAUAGAUAAUGAUUAAUAAUUUCCAAUAGUACCAUUUAAAGAGAAAAAGUUUAGCAAGUGAUGUCAUAAAGAUAUUUAAAAAAUCUUUAAAAAAUAGAAAAUGCUUUGGGAUUAGAAUAUAAAAUACAAUAAUUGAGAGACAUUGAU